This is a messenger RNA of Columba livia (rock pigeon), 2785 nucleotides long. RefSeq names its product MPL proto-oncogene, thrombopoietin receptor (gene MPL). The transcript has 12 exons. Gene Ontology annotation, molecular function: protein binding; cytokine receptor activity. The record is from RefSeq and is a predicted model, not a curated record. Bases 703 to 2745 code for a protein of 680 amino acids. Gene Ontology annotation, biological process: cytokine-mediated signaling pathway. Lineage: Eukaryota; Metazoa; Chordata; Aves; Columbiformes; Columbidae. Gene Ontology annotation, cellular component: external side of plasma membrane.
AACCAAGGGUGCUCUGGUAGCCCAGUAGCCGGAUAGAGAAGGAAGUGGGACUGGUUUGACAAAAUUUGACUGUGACAAGUUGGUGCUGGGUGUUCCCAUCUCCCCUCAGUACCCCCAGUGCUGUCCCCAGCUGCAGGGCAAGGAGAAGCCAACCCACACUCAGCACGGUGGGGAGAGGCGUGCGAGUGGCUCCUCAUGCCCUAGCUGGUGCUCCCUGUGCCGCACCAUGGAGCUGUGCCCCAGCAGGGUGGGACACCCCUCUGGCUGCCCAUGCUGAGCAGCGGUGGUGGACUGGCAUGAAGUUGAACAUGUCUGCAAGACCCCACCAUGCUGGCCCCGCUCCUGCACCAGCACCACUGGCACCCGUGUGGGCCCUGCCAAUGCCCCCUGUGCCCACAGCUCUCCCACCAGCACAACCAGAGCAGACCCCAACACACACCAGUGCUGGGUGGCACAGGGUGGGAUGGAACCCCAUGCCCAUGUUCCCAUGUGCCAGCAGCCCCCAGCACCCUGUCCUGCCCCACACAGGGGCCUCCCUGGUUUCUCAGGGGAUGUUUUUCCUCCUACCCCAGCCUCUCAGCAUGCCGGUAGCCACAAGGGCAGGACGUGCCGCCUAUCUGACAGGAGCAGUCUCUCUUGGCACUGCUGCUGGCGGCAGAGGGGCCGCAGCACGGUGGUUUUGGGCACGGGGAAGUGCCGGCGAUGGGGUGGGGGGAGCCUCCAGCCAGGCUUCCUGAGCUGCACAGCCACCACUUCCCAGAUAAAGGUAUCACCCGGAGGAGCUGCAGCAGCUCCUGGGGCGCUGGGAAGGGCCAAGCGCGGCCCCGGCACACGGGUUGCAGGAUGGCAGCCUGCCUGCGCCGGGGUUGGCUGCUCUCGGUGCUCCCCGCCAUCCUGCUCAGCCUGCGCAGCCUGCUGUCAGCCCCUGAGCCGGUGACAUCCCAAGAUGCUGCGCUGCUGGCAGGGGUGCCUGAGGACAUCCUCUGCUUCUCCCGCUCCUUCGAGGAUCUCACUUGCUUCUGGGAUGAGAAGGAAGCAGCGGCAAGCGGGAUGUGUCACUUCUACUACUGGUACAGCAGGGGUGUGCCCACAGCGUGCACAGUCUCCACGUGGCACCAUGGGACCGGCAGGACGCGGCACGUCUGUGUCUUCCCCAGACAGGAUGUGCGGCUCUUCACCCAGCUCCACCUCCGUGUCCUGGAUGCCACCACCAACCAGACCAAGUACUGGCGGGAGCUCAGUGUGGAUGCGGUGGGUCUCAUUGCCCCCCCAGCAAACAUCACGGCCCGCUGGGCCGGGGCCGCGGGGCAGCUCUACGUGUCGUGGCAGCCGCCACUCGCCGACUACCCGAACUUCUUCCUCUACGAGGUGCAGUGCUACCCUGCCAGCUCCGCAGAGAUGCCCUGCAGUGCCGCAUUGGACGCCGGUGGGCAGCACCCUGGGGACUCCUCCACCCAUCCAGCCAUCAGCACCCACACACCCAUGACUGGGGCAGCUGCAGCCUCCCCGGGAGCGGGUCAGGGGCUGGUCCAGGCCAACACCUGGGUGGUCCUCCGGGACCUAUGGCCAGGGGUGAGGUACCACAUCCAAGUGCGCAGCAAGCCCGACGGCACCUCCAUGGAUGGCGUCUGGGGGCCCUGGUCACAGGCAGUGGCUGCAGAGACACCCCACUCCUCCGGAGACAUCGGGCUGAGCUGCAACACCCCUGACCUGCGGCACAUGCGCUGUGAGUGGAGCUGGGACCCUGCAGAGCCCCACGGCUCCCACCAGCUCUUCUACCGGCCACCUCCAAGCAGGCCCAGCACAAGGGAAGACGCAUGGCACCAGUGCAAGGAGGUGAGUGUGGGGGCAGAGGGAACCCACACCUGCACCUUCCAGCCCAGGGCUGGCAGUGCCAUCUCCAUCCUGGUGAAUGUCACCCGGCCCCACACAUCACCCACGCUCAGCUACUUUAAGGAGCCCUUCUGGCUGCACCAGGCCGUGCUCACAGAUGCCCCACAGUUCGUGCAGGCGACAGUGUCGCAGGGCCAGCUGAGCCUGCAGUGGCUGCCACCCCUGGAGGCACUGGCAGAGCAGCUGGACUACCAGGUUCGCUAUGCUGUGGAGAACAGCCAUGACUGGAAGGUCCUGCAGGUCCCGCAGGCAGCCAGGAAAGAAGUCCUGGACGUACGGCCAGGUGUCCGCUACCAUGCCCAGGUGCGGGCUCAGCCCAGUGGGCCAUGGUACCAGGGCAGCUGGAGCGCCUGGUCCAAACCUGUCAUUGUUGAUGCCAUGGCCGAUGCAGGUAAGGGACGGGACAGGAGCGAUGGCUGCUGCCACAGGAGCAACACAGCCGAGGGCAGGAGCCUGGGAUCCCAGCAUCUCUCCUCCGAUGCAGGCUGGAUCAUCCCGAGUGUUACGGUGGUGCCGCUGCUCUUCACAGGAGUGCUCCUGGGGCUGCGGUGCACCUUCCCCUCCCUGUACAGCAACAUGAAGCAGAAGCUCUGGCCCCCCGUCCCCGACCUGCACCGCGCAUUGGGCAGCUUCCUCCACGAGAGCGGCAAGCACGGCCAGGCCAGCGCCUUCUACAAGCAGCCGCCGGAGGAGGCCGUCCUGCCCUGCCUGCUGGAGGUGCUGCCCGGCCCGCGCGGGGGAGCGGCCGCGCCGCCGCUGCCGGAGCCCGCUGCUGGCCGGCUGCCCAGCACCGACAUCGCCAACCAGUCCUACCUGCUCAUGAGCGGCUGGGAGCCGCGCGGGCCGCCCUGACCCGUGCUCCCCGCCCCGACAUAAACGAGACGCGCAACCA